This is a messenger RNA of Psammomys obesus (fat sand rat), 6939 nucleotides long. RefSeq names its product ATPase plasma membrane Ca2+ transporting 3 (gene Atp2b3). The record is from RefSeq and is a predicted model, not a curated record. The transcript is spliced from 22 exons. Gene Ontology annotation, cellular component: intracellular membrane-bounded organelle; membrane. The coding region runs from base 348 to 4097 and encodes 1249 amino acids. Lineage: Eukaryota; Metazoa; Chordata; Mammalia; Rodentia; Muridae. Gene Ontology annotation, biological process: regulation of cytosolic calcium ion concentration; calcium ion transmembrane transport. Gene Ontology annotation, molecular function: ATP hydrolysis activity; P-type calcium transporter activity; PDZ domain binding.
GUCAAGCGCGCAGCGUCGCCAGCCGCUGCAGGUGCGGAUCGUGGGGAGCACUGGGCAACAACCAUAGCCUGCCGCGGAGGGUCCUGCUCCGCACUGCUGGCCAGGCUGCCCAGUGCCAGGGCCUUUCAGUCUUUGGAGCGGAUCGCUGUCACCGGGAACCCUCCCGCAGCAACAGCAACAGCCAGAGCAGAGGCCGCGGUGGCGGCUGUGCCCAUGCCGGGGUGUUCACACUUAGCCUCUUUUCCACCACCACCUUGCCUCACCUCAGCACUGGGAUCUUAGGUGGCCACCUGUCCCAAGCUGCAUCUGAGUGGAGGCUGAAUCUGUGAAAAGGCCUGACAGACAGGAUGGGAGACAUGGUGAACAGUUCCAUCGAGUUCCACCCCAAGCCCCAGCAGCAGCGGGAAGCGCCCCAUGUGGGUGGCUUUGGGUGCACGCUGGCAGAGCUACGCAGCCUCAUGGAGCUCCGAGGGGCUGAGGCACUGCAGAAGAUACAGGAAGCCUAUGGAGAUGUCAGCGGGCUGUGCAGGAGACUGAAGACCUCACCUACUGAGGGACUGGCAGACAACACCAAUGACUUGGAGAAACGUAGGCAGAUCUAUGGGCAGAACUUCAUCCCCCCCAAACAGCCCAAGACCUUCCUGCAGCUGGUGUGGGAAGCCCUACAGGACGUGACUCUCAUCAUCCUGGAGGUGGCUGCCAUUGUCUCCCUGGGUCUCUCCUUCUAUGUACCGCCUGGAGAGGAAAGUGAAGCCUGUGGGAAUGUGUCAGGUGGGGCAGAGGAUGAAGGCGAGGCCGAGGCUGGCUGGAUCGAGGGGGCUGCCAUCCUACUCUCUGUCAUCUGUGUGGUACUGGUCACAGCCUUCAAUGACUGGAGUAAGGAAAAGCAGUUUCGAGGUCUUCAGAGCCGUAUUGAACAGGAGCAGAAGUUUACUGUCAUUCGAAAUGGACAGCUCCUCCAGGUCCCUGUGGCAGCACUGGUGGUAGGGGACAUUGCCCAGGUCAAAUACGGAGACCUUCUGCCUGCUGAUGGUGUGCUCAUCCAAGGCAAUGACCUCAAGAUCGACGAGAGCUCCCUGACUGGCGAGUCGGACCAUGUACGCAAAUCAGCUGACAAAGAUCCUAUGCUGCUCUCAGGCACUCAUGUCAUGGAAGGUUCUGGAAGAAUGGUGAUAACAGCUGUUGGUGUGAACUCCCAGACAGGCAUUAUCUUUACAUUGCUUGGGGCAGGUGGAGAGGAGGAGGAGAAGAAAGACAAGAAAGGCAAGCAGCAGGAUGGGGCGAUGGACAAUAGCCAGACCAGAGCUAAGAAGCAGGAUGGGGCUGUUGCCAUGGAAAUGCAGCCCCUGAAGAGUGCCGAGGGUGGGGAAAUGGAGGAGCGUGAAAAGAAGAAAGCCAACGUACCCAAGAAGGAGAAGUCAGUCCUGCAAGGGAAGCUCACAAAACUGGCUGUGCAGAUUGGGAAAGCAGGAUUGGUGAUGUCUGCUAUCACUGUCAUUAUCCUGGUCCUCUACUUUGUGAUUGAGACCUUCGUCGUGGAUGGCAGGGUGUGGCUGGCAGAGUGCACACCCGUCUAUGUGCAGUACUUUGUGAAGUUCUUCAUUAUUGGAGUCACUGUGUUGGUUGUGGCUGUCCCUGAAGGCCUUCCUCUUGCUGUCACUAUCUCCUUGGCUUACUCUGUCAAGAAAAUGAUGAAGGACAACAACCUGGUACGCCACCUGGAUGCCUGUGAGACUAUGGGCAAUGCCACAGCCAUCUGUUCUGACAAGACAGGCACGCUCACCACCAACCGCAUGACCGUGGUCCAGUCCUACCUAGGAGACACUCACUACAAAGAGAUUCCAGCUCCCAGCGCCCUGACCCCCAAGAUUCUUGACCUUCUGGUCCAUGCCAUCUCCAUCAACAGUGCCUACACCACCAAAAUACUACCUCCAGAGAAGGAAGGCGCUCUCCCACGCCAGGUGGGCAACAAAACAGAGUGUGCUCUGCUGGGCUUCAUCUUGGACCUGAAACGUGACUUCCAGCCUGUACGAGAGCAGAUACCGGAAGAUAAGCUUUACAAAGUAUACACCUUCAAUUCAGUUCGCAAGUCCAUGAGCACAGUUAUCCGCAUGCCUGAUGGUGGCUUCCGCCUCUUCAGCAAGGGAGCCUCAGAGAUCCUUCUCAAAAAGUGUACAAACAUCUUAAACAGCAAUGGUGAACUCAGAGGAUUUCGUCCUCGGGACCGGGAUGACAUGGUGAAAAAGAUCAUUGAGCCUAUGGCUUGUGAUGGCCUCCGCACCAUCUGCAUUGCCUACAGGGACUUCUCUGCAAUCCAGGAGCCAGACUGGGACAAUGAGAAUGAGGUGGUGGGUGACCUUACCUGCAUAGCUGUCGUGGGCAUCGAGGACCCUGUGCGACCUGAGGUCCCAGAAGCCAUUCGCAAAUGCCAGCGUGCUGGCAUCACAGUCCGUAUGGUGACUGGAGACAACAUCAACACCGCCCGGGCUAUCGCAGCUAAGUGUGGCAUCAUCCAGCCAGGGGAAGACUUCCUGUGCCUGGAAGGGAAGGAAUUCAAUAGAAGGAUUCGAAACGAGAAAGGCGAGAUAGAACAGGAGCGGCUGGACAAGGUGUGGCCCAAGCUUCGGGUGCUGGCCCGGUCAUCUCCCACUGACAAACACACUCUAGUCAAAGGUAUUAUUGAUAGCACGACUGGUGAGCAGCGGCAGGUGGUGGCUGUGACUGGGGAUGGCACCAACGACGGGCCAGCCCUCAAAAAGGCAGAUGUGGGCUUUGCCAUGGGCAUUGCAGGCACUGAUGUGGCUAAGGAGGCCUCUGACAUCAUCCUUACCGAUGACAACUUCACCAGCAUUGUCAAGGCGGUCAUGUGGGGCCGCAAUGUCUACGACAGCAUCUCCAAGUUCCUGCAGUUUCAGUUGACAGUCAAUGUGGUAGCUGUGAUCGUGGCCUUCACGGGUGCCUGCAUUACUCAGGACUCUCCUCUCAAAGCUGUGCAGAUGUUGUGGGUGAACUUGAUCAUGGACACAUUUGCCUCACUUGCCCUGGCAACCGAACCCCCAACUGAGUCACUCCUGCUGCGGAAGCCAUACGGCCGGGACAAGCCUCUCAUCUCACGCACCAUGAUGAAGAACAUCCUUGGACAUGCUGUCUACCAGCUCACCAUCAUCUUUACCCUACUCUUUGUUGGAGAGCUCUUCUUCGACAUUGACAGUGGAAGGAAUGCACCCCUGCACUCGCCACCCUCAGAGCACUACACUAUCAUCUUCAACACCUUCGUCAUGAUGCAGCUUUUCAAUGAGAUCAAUGCCCGCAAGAUCCAUGGUGAAAGGAAUGUCUUUGAUGGCAUCUUCAGCAAUCCGAUCUUCUGCAGCAUUGUCCUCGGCACCUUUGGAAUUCAGAUUGUCAUUGUCCAAUUUGGUGGGAAGCCCUUCAGCUGUUCCCCACUGUCCGCAGAACAGUGGCUCUGGUGCCUGUUUGUUGGUGUUGGGGAGCUAGUCUGGGGACAGGUCAUUGCCACCAUCCCCACCAGCCAGCUCAAGUGCCUGAAGGAAGCAGGGCAUGGGCCUGGGAAGGACGAGAUGACUGAUGAGGAGCUAGCCGAGGGGGAGGAAGAAAUUGACCAUGCUGAGCGAGAGCUCCGCAGGGGCCAGAUCCUCUGGUUCCGGGGCCUCAACCGGAUCCAGACACAGAUGGAGGUAGUGAGUACCUUCAAGAGAAGCGGGUCAUUUCAGGGUGCUGUGCGCCGGCGGUCUUCAGUCCUCAGCCAGCUCCAUGACAUCCGGGUGGUGAAAGCAUUCCGUAGCUCGCUUUAUGAAGGCCUGGAGAAACCAGAAUCCAAGAGCUGCAUCCAUAAUUUCAUGGCAACACCUGAGUUUCUUAUCAAUGACUACACCCACAACAUCCCGCUCAUCGAUGACACGGAUGUGGAUGAAAAUGAAGAACGCCUGAGGGCCCCACCUCCCCCACCCCCUAACCAGAACAACAAUGCCAUAGACAGCGGCAUCUACCUGACCAUGCAUGCCACCAAGUCAGCUACCUCUUCAGCAUUCUCUUCCAGGCCCGGGAGCCCACUCCACAGCAUGGAGACAUCCCUCUAACUGAAACUUUUCUCAGCACAUGUGCAUGCAUGCACACACACACACACACACACACACACACAUCUACACACACACACAUGCACACACACAUAUGCAGUCACACAUGCAUACACAGAGAAGGGAACCCGUGCACCUGCCAAAGAGGGAAAUGACUAAUGUGGUUAAAGACUUUUCUUACAUGGUAUUGACAAGAAGCCAAUUGCAUUCAAUAAGGGCACAGCCCACUAGGCUUCAGACCAGGCUCCCAGGAUGUGGGGGAGGGAGAAUGAAGGAAAAUGGAGGAAGGGAGUUCUUCACCCAAUGUGAAGAGAAAAGAGAGCAUGAGACAAGAUGCAUUUCCCACCUUUUUUUCUACUGAUGCUUCUCUCUCUCUCUUUUUUAAUGAACACUAGUUCCACCCUGUGUUCACCGUUGGGGUUGUACAGCAUGGUAGGGGCUAGCUGAACCUAUCUGGAGCUUUGCUGCACCCAUAUCCCCCACCCCCACAAAAGUGUAUCGAAACCAAGGAGGUCACUGUGCACACUGUGCAGACAGGACACCAGGGGGAGCCACUUGCAAAUGUACCUUCUACUGCAAAGCACACUAGACCCACCUGCAGACCACAUGUGCGUGCGUGUGUCUAUAUGUAUGUGUGUCUAUAUGCAUAUACACAUAUAUGGCAAAAUUAAUAUUUAAAGAAUAAGGAAGCACUUAUCGGCAUGAUAUUUUCAUUCCUCUCAUUAGGCAUUUUCCUUUUGAAGUUUCAUUUUGAAUGUAGCAAGGUUCUUUUCAGGGAACAAGACUGCAAGAACAUCCUCUCAGUACUGUACUUCCCUUCCCAAACCCUUGACCUAAGUAUCUCCAUGCCUGAUCCUGCUGAGAUUUCAGUGAAGGCAGUCUGGGGAGUGCUGUGCAAGGAUGCCUUGCACUUAGAACCUUUGCACUUUGAGACCUCUGCCUGUAGAGGAGAAAGACUUUUCAAUGGCAUUUUUAUUUAAAAGGAAAAUACCAAAGUAUCGAUGACAGUGGUCCCCUCCAACGCACAGCAAGACAAGUUUUGGUUUUGGCUUCCUUCCACUUCAUUUCCAACACCUUAAUUUUGGCUGGUGGCUUUCUUUGUCCAUACCCCAACUUUGAAAGCAUGAUGAACCCUAAGAACAGCUGUAAUGAAGCACAGACAAUGUGAGGCUUGACAUCUACAGAGGCCAUCUGAGGAAGAGUGGCCAUCAAAUUUAAGAUGUCAACUGCAAGGACAGUCCAGAUUUGUCCCUGUCAUUCCUCUGGACUUGCACUUUGUGCUUUGGCAAAUGAGAGUGAAUACUCACUGGACCACCUCAGUGUCUGCGAGGGCACGGACAUGCCACCUACCAAAGCAUGCUUACAAACCAGGUCUUGCCCACCGGGCAAAUACAACCCAGAAGGCAGAACUAUAGAAAUGGAGCCUUCUGGGAAAUGGCCAUCAUCAACUGUUACCAUUGUUCUUUUCUUGCUGGUGGCUCUUCUGGGUCUGUGGGCACUGAGUAUGAGGUCAGCAGACCUUGGGUCCACCCAGGCAGGUGAGACUUGAAAAUUCAGGUCUGACUACCCUGAGACAUUUUCCCCCAGGAGCCUGUCUCAGCAGUGUGGGCACCCAUUGUGCCGAGCCUGCUUUCCUAGAGAAGAAGGCAGAGGAAAGAGGUCUAAUGUCUGUUGGCCUGCCAAGGAAGCACAGGCUGAUGAGUCUCUUCUUAGUAGAAAGCUGACCUACCCCUGUGUUCCUAGAUCCUGAGUCUGGACACCCAAAGUGACACCAGUGAAACGGGCAGCAUCCUGCCCUUGAAGGUUCCUCCACCUUCUGAAGUUAUGGGUGUCACACUUUUCAGGAAGAUGUCUAGAAUCGCAUUCCACUCCCACACAUGCCUGUCACUUGGGUCUGAGGUUUGUCUGUUAAGACACAGAUGUGAGCUUUUUGUCUACCAAGAGAUAGGUGUGAGAUGGAGAAUAAAGACAGGCACCCUCAGGAGCUGCAUUUGCCCUACUUCGCUUCCACCUCGCCCCACAGAAAGCUUGUCUCAGCUGUCUGGCAUCCACAGAAAGUCAAAUCAACACUUGCUAUUUCCCCACUGGUCACACCAAUGACAGGUGACCCCUGAGCAGCAGUAAGUCACAUCUCGGGCAAAAGAAUUUCGGUUACAAGAGAAACUCCACUUUAAAAAUGCCAGCUACAGGUCACAUAAAGCCAUCCCUUUUAUUCUAAAGGGCAUAUUGAGAAUGUUUCCCAUUUGUAAAUUGUUCCCUGGUGUCCUUGUUUAAACCAUCCCAACAAAAGGGCAACUUGGUGUGCUGAGGGUCUUUGUGUUUUUCAAAAAGAAAUCAAAAUGUGAAGGAUUGCAGUUGAAGCAGGUCAGCUGUGUCCAGCUAUGCUCAUGGGCUUCUUGUCAUCCUCUGUUGUAGACAUACAGAUAGAGCAAAUGGCCACUCUGUAUUAAAAAGCCAACCCUCAAUGCUGCUGUGUAACGUUGCCUGAUGUCAGUGUCAACUGUGUGAUACCCAGGCUGCCUUUGUACUGAGCUGUGGGGUUCGGAAAAGGCCCUGGGAACCUGCAUCAUCUGUUCUGGUUCUUGUACAGUCUUCAGGCCGAGGCCUGUCUCAUCAGAAGCUUCUCUUUAUAAAAGCAUUAUACUCUAUGGAAUGGCUUGGUCAACUGUGUUCAGUUCAUAAAUCUGUUUUACAUUUUUAUCUGCCUGUUACAAAGACAAACAAACUAUCUUAAUGAGGAAGACCACAGAUGCAUAAUAAAUUAAAGUCUGUAGUUGAAUUUCCUAAUUUAAAGAGUAGACCAAAAUUUCUGUGUAUAAAAAAAAAAAAAUGAAAGGCUCCUAUA